AUGACCCGAAGAUUCUGUUCUCCAAGAAUGCACCUUCCAUCUCACUCUUCUACUACCCAGAACGACGAGUUUGAUCAGGUGAAUAUGGAUGAGAGCUGGACUGCUAGCAUGUGCAAAGAAAUCGAUAAAAUAGAAGCCACUUCUGCCACUGGACCUCUACCAAGAAAGCGUCAGCUCUCCCCCACUAAAAAUGCUCCCAUAUCCACGCGAGUUCUGGCAGAAAAGUGCAAGAUGGAAGCCGAGGAGGAGGCAGCAGCAAUGCCGCUCUCUCUCACUACAUUGAUGCCUUCAGUAUCCACACCUUCCACACCACUACAGACUCCUGCAGUACCGACCCCUACUCUUGCAGACUCAAUACCACAGCUACCAUCUCCUCUGACAUCUAAACCACCAUCGACCUCCAUGCCACAGCGCCGAUCUCCCUUUGAGCCUCCCAAUCCUUUUCUUCAUGGCAACACUAUGCCUUUCUUGUCCAAAUUUGGUGCACCAGCUUCAGCUGGAUUUUUGGCUACACCAGCACCACCACUCCACGCACCACAACCUCCAUUACCAACCCCCUACCAUGCGCUACCACCUCAGUUCUUCGCGUCCACCGUACCGUCAUUUUUGCAACACCUCCAGUUCAACCAUCCAUCUCUCAAAUCAGAAACUCCGUCGACCAACAUACUGCCCUCUCCGCAAAUCAUGCCAAUCCCUUCUACAAAAAAGGACGAUGCCACACCAGCAAGCCUUACUGUGUUGCCUCCAACCACAUCGCUGUUAAGGACGUGCGGAAUGACUCGGAACCGAACGGAACCGAAGGGAGAAACGAUAAGAUUAGAUAUAAGAUAUGUACUGAAGGAUAUACUAAAGAGGAAUGAUCUAAGAUGA
Molecule: messenger RNA, 870 nt
Organism: Marasmius oreades (fairy-ring Marasmius)
Lineage: Eukaryota; Fungi; Basidiomycota; Agaricomycetes; Agaricales; Marasmiaceae
Exons: 3
Coding region: 1-870 (289 amino acids)
Source: RefSeq, a predicted model, not a curated record